Seriola aureovittata is the source of this 8066-nucleotide messenger RNA. It is a transcript of the gene rcc1l, whose product is annotated as RCC1 like. The transcript is spliced from 12 exons. The record is from RefSeq and is a predicted model, not a curated record. Bases 594 to 1949 code for a protein of 451 amino acids. NCBI's taxonomy places the organism in Eukaryota, Metazoa, Chordata, Actinopteri, Carangiformes, Carangidae.
UAUUUUCUGAAAUGUGUUUCAGAAGAUGUAGAAUAUACUCUGAUAUAAAAUAAGAAAUAUUAUGUGGUGGGUAAUUAGACAAAGCAGCCAAUUUACCCCAGGGCCCCAGAUCUCUAAAGGGCCCCAAGAGUCCAAGUACACAAAUAAACAGAUAAAAGAAUAAAUCUUCAAAAAACUUUAAAAGGCAGGAAAUUAGACCUUAAAUUAAAAUUGUUGUGCAAUUGUAAUUUUAUUUGGGAAUAUACUUUCCAAAAGCACAGUCUCACCUGAUAUCAAAGCAGUUAUAAGGGGCCCAGCAGCUCAUUUUUGCCUUCAAGCAGAUUAACCCGGCCAUGCAGAGGUCAUGCUGUUACAUCCUCCUGUACAGCAGGUGGCGCCAUGUUCGUCUAAAACGUGGAGCGGAAGCGGAACUGUGCAGCAAGAACAGAGUUUUCCCUUCCGGGGUUAGGUUAAUUUAAGGUAAAUAAACACGCGCGAUAAUGACAUUGAAGUGAAAUUAUGUCAGUUGGUUUAUCUCAGCGCCUGUACAAUUAAAGUUACUUCUUCAGCAGGCGAGACACUGAACAACACUCCGGUCUAACGGGAAUAAAAGAAUGGCUUUUCCCUGUGUGCGACUGUGCACUCAACACAUGAGGACAGGGCUUCGAGUCUGUGGUUAUGCGACACUCAGUAAAGCAUCCAGACCGCAGGAGAAGAGCAGCAGUGGUCCGGUGUUCCAGUAUGUCGGCCAGCACAGAAAGCCCAACCACAAAGUGUUUGUGUGGGGCUUUAGCUUUACUGGUGCUCUGGGUAUCCCCAGCUUUGUAGUACCAGACAGUGGCAGGAAGAAGCCCCGUAAAUACCAGCUCACUCCUUACCGCCUGGAGACUGCAGAGCAGAUCUCUUCCGCUGCUUGUGGUUACGGCUUCACUCUCAUCGCCUCCUCCACCAAAGAUGUGUCCAAGCUUUGGGGAAUGGGCCUGAACAAAGACUCUCAGCUGGGAUUCCAACGCACCCAACACAGCCGCCAUCAGAGUUAUGACUACAUCUUGGAGCCGUCGCCGGUGGCGUUGCCUCUCGUCGAGCCUGUGAAAACCAAAGUGGUUCAGGUUGCGUGUGGCCGGGCUCACUCCCUGGUCCUCACUGAUCAAGAGGGAGUUUUCAGUAUGGGCAACAAUGCGUAUGGCCAGUGUGGGAGGCAGAUAGUUGAAGAUGAAGUCUACAGUGGCAGCCACAUCAUUCACAAGAUAGAAGGCUUCGGCAGCAGGGUCACCCAGGUGGCGUGUGGGCAGGAUCACAGUCUUUUCCUCACCGAGACAGGAAAAGUGUUUGCAUGUGGAUGGGGCGCAGAUGGACAGACGGGUUUGGGACACCACAGCGUCACCUCCACCCCGGUGGAAGUGGGAGGGGAUCUGGCGGGCGUGGAGGUGCGGCAGAUCAACACGUACGGAGACUGCAGCCUGGCCGUCUCCACAGAUGGACAGCUGUAUGGAUGGGGCAACUCUGAAUACCUGCAGCUGUCCUCGGUCACUGAGGCCACACAGAUCAACUCUCCUCGACGUCUUCCUCUGAAAGGCUGUGGGAAGGUGGUUCAGGCAGCAUGCGGAGGAACGCAGGUGGCCGUUCUCAACGAAAAAGGAGAGGUGUUUGUAUGGGGAUAUGGCAUUCUUGGAAAAGGCCCAAAGCUAUCAGAGUCCUCAACCCCGGAGAUGAUUCCCUCCACGCUGUUUGGACGCUCAGAGUUUAACCCUUCAGUCGCUGUCACCACGAUCAGGUGUGGCCUCACCCACUUUGCUGCAGUAACAGAUCGAGGCGAGCUCUUUGUUUGGGGGAAGAAUGUGAGAGGAUGUUUGGGCAUCGGCAGUCGAGACGACCAGUACUUCCCAUGGCGGGUGACUGUUCCGGGUCAAGUGGUGGAUGUAGCGUGCGGAGUCGACCACAUGGUGGCGCUGGUGAAGUCCCUCCUGUGAGCUCUGGUCCUUCCCAGCCGAGCAUGAAAGGCUGGAUGUUUGGCUGAGCCCCCGCCCCUCUCUCACCCCCCCCCGCUGACCCCCGGGCGCCUCAGGGAGCCGAUCAGGGCCGCUUUGGAGUCUUGAAGCCAGCUGCUCUCCACAGGCGACGAACCCUCGUGUCCCUCCGUCCUGCGGUGACGUCAAGCAGUGAGCAGCGCAGUCGAUUCUGCAGCGAAGUGUCACAGACACGGUUCAAUUUAUCCUGCAUGAAGGUCACACGGGACAGACAUCGAGGGAUAGUUUUAUCACAACCGCGGCUGAAACGAUUAGUCAGUCAAUUGAUUAAUUGAUUUAGCCAUUUCCCAAGCAAAAUAAUGAAAAAAUGCAAAUCAUUCUUUGGUUCUUCGGUGUGAGGAGCUGCUGUUUGUCUCGCAGCGUUAACUGGAUAUGUCUGAGUCUUGGACAAAACAAAACAAGGGAAGACGUCACCUUGGGCUUUGGACACAUUUUCACUAUUUAUUGACAUUUUAUGGACUACACUGCAGAUUAAAUGAUAAUGAAAAUACUCAUUUUCAUUUACACAGCCAUCAUUCAUAUCAGUUAUGAUAAUAUAGUCCCCACCAAGUUCAUCUGGGAACUAAAAAGGCAACAUUACUGAUUCAAAUUGAAGCCAAAAAACUAUGAAAAUAAGACCAAACCUGUAAUAAACUGGACAAGCUUUCUACCCAUCAGGUAGUUAACUCUGUAAAAUCAUGUUUUGUCUCCUCUGACAUGUUGUUGAUUUGCCGCUACACAAAAAUACUCUCUGUUCUCAGUGAAUUAAGUGAUUCACCGUGGAAUCAUCAGACUCUUGCAGUUUGAACAAUGUGUUGUGGCAAUUUAAAUCUCUCCCGGCCAAUCAAAGGCUUGUGUAACACUGGACCAUUUGAAAAGUCUGUGACAGCAAAACAAUCCACAAAAAGAUUAUCAUCUCCCUGCCGACUGCAAAUAGAGGUGAGGACACUCUGCCAGGGAGAAAACGGGUUUUGAAGAAUCAAUUUUACGACAUGAACUCGUGUCAUCAACGGUGCAUGAUUGUUGUGCAUAUAAAAGGUUUUUAGGAGCUGCGGAAAACUACAAACAUGGCAUCCUGACGGCCCGAAAAGAUCAAGCUGCUCUGACAUUUAUCGUCAUAUCAAUGAAAUGCAUCAAGAUUUUCAAUAUUAAGUGUUAUAUUUGGUCUGCAUGUGUUCCGAGGGUUAACUCACCCGCGGUGUUAGUUUGAUGACAAACUAAAUAUGCUUUAUCAAAAAAUUUUAAUAAGUUUGUAGAAAGUUUCCUGGGAGACACUGCAAUUAUAAGUGAGACAGAGUUAGUCAAUUAGUUCAGUUACAGGGUAAGACGAUUAAAAUAAUAAGUAAGAAUAACUUAUUCAAUAUCCUGUAACUAUAGAUGGUGAUAGUGACUUUACUCUGCAGGCAAAAUGAAGUUCCCUUUACUUUCUCUGUUCUGUUGAAAACAUCAAACCUGAGAUAUUGAAGCUGAGUUUCAAACUCAAUACUCAAAUAACAGUCUCACAGCUUUGUUGCUAUUUUCCUCCUGAUUAUUACCAAAUUACCCAGACUCAAGAAAUUAUUAGGAAAUCAUGGACCUAUAAAAUAAAGCGUCACAUUAUUAUUAUUCUAAAUCAUUUUCACUCUCUGUUUGGAUUUAAUUUAGCAGCUGAUCCUGACUAACUUCGUCUAUAACUGUAAUAGUUGAUGGGCAGUUUAAUUCUUACAGUACAGUGACUGUAGCUGAAGUCCGUGCUCUCUCCCUGGUUUGUUCUCUCCCCAUUGAGCUCCUGUGUUUUGGGCCAUUCAUCAUGGUGACAAGUCGAGGGCGCUCUGAGAGUAUGGAAAUAUAUUUAUGACAAAACUAUUCAGUGAGCAUAAAACAUACAACCUGAUUUUCUUCAGUUUUCCGCAGCUGUUUUGUCACACUCUGAGUAUUUGAGGGUAAUUGCUAGAAAUUUUUUGACUGACAUACUUGUGUUUGCACAAACCUGGUAUUUAGGGUCAAUGUUAUCUCAUAAAUGUGGCUGUAGCUUAACUUGUGGGUCAAACCCAACAAAUUCUUCUCAGUUAUCUUUAAAUUUAAUGAGCAAAGAAAACCCCCACUGCUUAUUCAGAUCAACUGCAACAAUAAUCCAGGUCUUUAAAGUCAAGGCAAGUUUAUUUAUAUAGCGCCAUUCAGACACGAAGCAAUUUAAAGUGUUUUACAGACGCAUGGAAAUGCAUUAAAAUAGAACAUUGAGAUGACAUUAAAAAAGCAUUUAAAGUGGAUUUGAACGAAUAAAAAUAAAAAUAUUUGAAGAAGUCAUAAAAUCAGGAGAGCAUUUUAAAAGAAUAAAAGAAGUGCUGCAGUGAUAAAAGACAUUAAAAACAAGCAAAUGCACAAGAUUAAAAAGUAUGUAUGUGAUUUAUUACCAAUAAAUGUUGUAAAUAGCGAUGUUUUAAAAACACCUACUGGUUCUGUCCUUGUUCAUUCACCAGACUUAUUGUGUUCUUAAAAAUGCUCAGUCCUGAGGAACCGCAGCGCCACAGCCGCGUUUUAACAGGUGCUUCUGUUUUGUUCCUGCAGUUUGUUUCAUGCUAUAUUCAUGCGAGGUAACACGUCAAUGGUCGUGGCAAAGAAGAAGAGUGUAAGCGAGCAAACAUUAAUGUAAACAAGGAUUCAAAACAUUUGUAUUUUUUUAAAUUGGCUUUGCAUUUGUUUCAUACAGAAGGAGAUGCACCGUCUCUUAGACCUCGAGGACACACACUGUGUUUUUGUUGAGGAACAAUGAACGUAAACACUUUGUUUGUUUACAGGAAAACUCCACAGGGCGUCUUUAACUCAUUUUCCACAAAGCCUUUUGAUGUUUUGAGUCAUUCUUCAAGCCUCGUGUUACACCUGAACGCCUCAUUCCUAUCAUUUGCAUUAAACUGAUGUGUUGACUGUAUAACAAUCCCAAUUCAAGGUCCUCUUACUACUAUCUGGAGCUUUCAACUGUAUCGCAGUAAGUACGUUUCCAUCCAACUGUGUUUAUGUGCAUUUUUAAUUUGCAGUGGAAUCGCUGAAAUUUUGCACAUUCAUUUGUAUUUUAAUUUGCAUUUUCUUCUGCUGUUUUUCUGGAAUAGGCACUUUGAGGACUUCUUGUUGAAGUUAACACGAAGCAAACUCCAUCCUCUGAUGAAGAUCCUGCAUGAAAGCUUCAGAGAAGGCCAGUAAGUGAACCUUGAGUUGUGACAGGUUCUUGUUAAACCACUGACUUCGAGGUCGUGAAUGAACUUUCGUGCUCCGUGGAUGUUGAAAACUGUGGAAAGUUUGAGCUUUAACACCCAGAAAUCUUGUGAGUUGACUCCAGUGAGCAGUACAUUAUGACUUGAGUGUGACACAGGAAAAUGUGUUGUUGUUGUUGUUGAUAUCCCACUAUCUGUGCAUCUGAACAGAAUGUGAAUUGUUCAACAGGGUGAAGUGAUGCUGUUCUAUUUGCUGCUCCACUGGAGUUUUGACUUGUAACUUUAAUUGUAGUGAGUGGGAAGUAAGACGUAAGUAAAGACCUUUACUGACGAGCCAGUGAGCCGCGCAGUUGAACUGCAGGGGGAUUAUGUAAGGAGAAAGAUGAUCAGGAGGGGAAACACUAACAUACCAUGUCUGCUCCUUUAACCCUGCUCUGCAGAGAGCGUUGCUGCAGCUGGAGCGGCCCUCCUCCUCCCUGAAGUGAGCUGAAGCAGAGAGAAGGCGGCGUGUGGAGGCGCCCGCGCAGGGAUACAAGGACCUGGCUGUUCUCUGCUUUGUUUACUCAGGUCAAAUAAUACAGACAACUGAUAUACCUGCAGUCUUCCCUGCUGUCAUCCAUUUGCUGCAGGCUGGAGCUGCAGGGAGGGGAUCAGCGGGGUCCAGUCCAGCAGUGAGGACACAGACAGAAGGGCAGGUGUGUGCAUUAAAUGUGAGUUUUCACAUAAAAGUUACACUUCAAAUCACACCAGCACUACAUCAGUGAAACCCCACUAGUGGCUCCUCGAGGCUGCAGUUACUCUGCACAAUAUGAAAGUGUUGAGCGGAUGAACGAGGAAGAGAUUUUGAUUGAAUCAGUUGGAGGUUUUGCUGUUAUGAGAAAGAUGGAAAAAGUCCAGAGGGGCAUUUAAUCAAGACUAUACAACAUUUGAGAGAAGAAAUUGCACAUUUAUUGUUUUACAAAUGAAAAGUUAAAGUCAUAAUCGAUAAAAACAAGUAGACUCCCAGACUUCCAGUAGACUCAGCAGUUUUGCAGCUACAGCCUUACUUGAUCUGGUGUUGCCACAAGCUCACGGGUAAUGAUAGAAAAUUUGCUUUAUCAUCAUAAAGUCAUUUUAUGACUCUUUAUGACUCUUCUCUUCGCUACUUGUGUUACUGUUACACAGAGUCUUAGCAUUAUAAUUCUGCCACUUGUGGACACAGUGGCUGCUCUUUAAACCUUAAGGCUUUAAAAUAAAACACGAGCGUGCUCAGUGUUAGUCUGGCAUGUGUCAACUCUCGCCUUCCUCCCAACACCUCACCCUAACACUAACCUGUACCUAACCUGAUUCCUUCUUCAGUCUAUGAGCGUCAGUUUAAGUGUUAUACAUUUUGUCCUCAGGCUGGUGGUAGAGAGAGACUGAAUGUUGCCUCUGGGGACCAUGGAUUUCACAUCAAUCUGCCCGUUAGAUUAGGAUUCCUUUAUAGACAUGUGCAUUUUGGCUUUAGAGAGAAAGGUUGAAGUAAAAACAAUCAACGUUUGGGGAGCAUGAAUAUUCACAGCAAAUUAAAUUUAAAUCUCACCAUCUUGCUGCAGUAUUAGCAUUUAUUUGAUUUAAUGAUUAUAAUAUUUUGUAGCUUUGAAAGUAUCUGUAUUUUUAACCAAUACGUCUCAUGAAAGAAAAGAAAAAAAGAUGUAUUAUGUUCUGCAGAUUAUAAAUAUCAUGAGUGCGUCACACCGCAGAGAGUUUAGAAAGUGUCUUCUCACUUGAGGAAAACAAGUCUCUGCUGGUUUGACGCAGCGCUGCUGUAACAAACAUUGUCAGUGGAAGUCAAGGCAUCAUCACUGCUGCUGUUUGUGCUUGGCAGGUUAUUAUAGGCACAAAAUGACUUGGCAGAUGAUCUUUCGCUUACAAUUUGUGUUGUGCUGUAUUAUUUAGUUUUUUUCCAGGUUGUGCCGAAACCUUACAGCUACUAUUCUGUUCCCUUGCCAUGGAAACAACGCUGCUUGUUAAAGGCUGAUAUUCAUGGUAUAUUAACUGUUAACUGUUAAUGUUUACUGUUAUAUUUUGAAAUACCAAAAGGUUUGAUUGGAUAAUGUGAUUGCUCUGAAGACGAUUUCACCAGUUUAUUGAUUGAAGAGCAGACUGAGUAAGAAGACAAUCCCCCCGUUGCAAAGUAAAGACAGUAAAAAAUGACAUGUGUAAAAACUGAACACGCGUCAAGCUCAAAAAAAAGCUUGUUUAUUUAUUUUUUUCCACACAAGAAGCUCCAAAUGAAAAGCUUUUAACAUUUUCUUUGAAAUGGAAUCAGAAGAAAUGUCACCUUCCUCAUGUAUUAACACUGAUAAAUACAGGGUUUCUACUAAUCAAGACUGAUCAGAAGAAAGGUUGCUGUUAGGUGCAAGGUAUCAUGAAAGAAAAAGAAAAAAAGAAAAACAUUAUCACCAAAUGCUUAAGACCAACAGAAAUCUCCCCAUCUGGACAGGAUCUUUCUAAAGUAAAUACCCUCCCCGUUUUCACAUCAUGACAGCAGGCCUGUGGGGGCGGGACCUGCAUUAAAGUGCAGACUGGGGCAGGGGAGGGGCAGCUUCAAGCUAAAGGGACACGAGGGCUCCGAGGGAAACGUCCCUCCCCCUGUGUGAAGCGUAGCUUAUGCUCAGCACACUCGCACUGUCAUUAUUGGAGUACAUUGUCAAAAGUGGCUCAGUAAUUUAUUACUACUGCAGAUGCAAACAUUUUUUUUCAUCAUUGCGUUUAUCGUCGGGUCUUUACUGCGGGUUCACACUGUGAGCAACGCGAUCAUCGAGUCGUUGAAAGAGACCAGAAAACACAGAUACACAAUAAGGCUUGAUCAGUCUUGAUUUAAAAAAAAAAAAAAAAAAAAAAAAAAGCAAACACAACUUAUACUAAACCC